AUGUGCUCGAAUAUAAGGAGAUUAAUUGCCCAUAAAGAGGAACUAGGAACAGGGAAAAUAACAAACGGAAAAGAUGAGUUCAUCUUGGUACUAAAUGCAGCAGGAUAUAUACAUAACAAAGACAACAUCGAAAACUUGAUAAUAAGAAAUAGACCGAUAAUAGCAUGCGUGACCGAAACACAUGUAAAAGAGGAAAUAGAGGAUUUUGAAAUAGAAAUACAAAACUACAAUACCGUACGAUGCGAUAGUUAUAGUAGUAGAACAGGGGGAUUGUUAACAUACAUAAAAAAAGAUAUUAAAUAUAAGGUAAUUACGAUAAAAACUGUGGAAAAAAACGCAUGGAUCUGUACAAUAAAGCUAAUGGGGAAAUACGAAGGAAUAAUAAUCUGUAACGUUUAUCAUUCACCGAGUAAGAGUGAUGGAUUAUUUAUCGACGAAAUUAUAAAAGAAUGUGAUAAAAUAGUGGACAUAGGGCAUAUUAUAGUGACGGGAGAUUUUAACAUUGACGUGAGUAAAGAAAACCAAUACUCAAAGAGGUUAAUAGAUAAACUAAAGUGUAUGGGAAUAAAGCAAUAUGUGAGAGACUACACAAGAAUACAAGGGGAAGCCAAAACAAUAAUAGACCUGGUAUUUUCAAAUUUCAAAGUAGAGACAGAAGUGCACAAAACACCAAAAAUUUCGGAUCACCACAUAAUAAGAAUUAACGUAAGGAAAACUAACAAAACGGAUAAUAAUAUAAUAGAAUUUUAUACAAGAGACUUCACAAAUGUUGAUAAUGAAAAUUUUAAAGAGACGAUAGCGAGAGAAAUUGACAGAAAAUGUAACGAGAUGGAUAGUGUAGAUGAAUUCGCAAAUAAUCUAGUACAAUGUAUAGUAGAAAAUAUAGAUAAGAUAGCACCUAUUGUAAAAAAACGAAAAAAGGCGCAAUGGAAUGAUAAACCGUGGAUAGGGGAAGAAGUCCGUGAGGCUAGUAGAAGGAGAGACGAGGCAUAUAAGAGGGCGACAAGAAUGGAAAAUACAAAAGUGGGAGAAGAAUGGUUAGAGUAUAGAAGGUUGAGAAACGAAGCAGUGGCAACGCUCAGAAGAAGUAAAAGAAAAUAUUACGAAGAAAAAAUUGACUCAAGUAUAGAGGAUAUCGUAGGCGGAAAUGAACACGUAAACAUAACUGAAGUAAGAUUGGAAAGACGUGGACAGGAGGAGCCAAAACAUAGCGAAUUCAGAGAAGUUACACGAGAGGAAGUACGUAAGAUAAUACAAAAUAUGAAAGAUAAGAAGGGAACGGAAGAAGGUAUAACGACGAAAAUAAUAAAAAUGGCAUGGAAUAGCAUAGAAGAAGUUACGGUGAAACUAAUCAAUAAAUCCCUCAGGGACGGCGUUUUUCCGAAUAACUGGAAAACGUCAACAAUCAUACCAAUUCCGAAAAUAACCAAAACAAUAAAAGCAGAAGAAUACAGACCGAUAAAUAUGCUACCACUGUACGAAAGCAUAUUAGAAAAAGCAGCGAAAAAUCAGCUGAUUGAGUACAUUGAAAGAUCUGAUAUAUUAACAGAUGAACAAUCGGGUUUCCGGAGAAAUUAUUCAUGUGAAACGGCACUACAAAAUACGAUAAUAAUAUGGAGAAAAAGCUUAGAUAGAAGUAAAUUGAUUGGAGUGAUUUUCUUGGAUCUAAAAAGGGCAUUCGAAACUAUAAACAGACGGUUAUUAUUACAGAAGCUAGCAAAUUAUGGGAUAAUGGGAACAACAUGGAAAUGGAUUAAAUCGUACCUAGAAAACCGGACACAACAGGUGAAAUAUGGAAACAAAAUGUCAGAAAAAAGGAAAACUAAGUUCGGAGUGCCACAAGGUUCCGUUCUUGGGCCACUACUGUUUAUAUUAUAUAUAAAUGACCUCGCGAGACAACUUGAAUUCUGUCAAUGCAAAAUGUUUGCGGAUGACACAGUUAUAUUCAUAAGUGGUACAAAUACUGAGGAAAUUGAACAGAAACUGAAUCAUGAUUUAGAAAGGGUGGUAAAAUGGAUGAAUAGUAACUCGCUAAAAUUAAAUACAACAAAGACCAAAAGCAUGAUAAUUCACGAUCCAAGAAAACUAGGUAUAGAAAAUAAGUGUAAUUUUAAGAUAGCAGGUAUACAAAUAGAAGAGGUUAGAGAAAUAAAAUAUUUAGGGGUUAUAAUUGAUAAUAAGCUGAGUUUUAAUGCGCAAGCAAUGUUUAUUGUUAAGAAGACAUCUAAGAAAGUAAAUUUUUUAUACAGACUAAAUAGGCACUUAUCGUGUAAUACGCUAAUGACAAUUUAUAAAGCUAUAAUAUCCCCACAUUUCGAGUACUGUAACACGUUAUUAUUAAAUACUAGUGCGGAAUGGAUUGAAAACAUGCAAAAAGUACAAAACAGAGCGAUGCGUGCAAUUCUAAGAUGUGAUCGAUAUACGCGAGUGAGAGACAUGCUAAAUGCAGUUAACUUUUUAACAAUAAGACAAAGACUCAUGUAUAAUGUAUGCCUAUUUGUAUACAAAAUUAUGAGAGGAACAAUGCCGAGAUAUUUAAGAGAACAAAUAAGGAUGGUGGGGGAAACACAUAACUACAAUACGAGACAAAAGAAAAACAUAAACAUUGAGUACCGAAAGACGACUGCCGGACAGAAAUGCGUAACAUAUACUGGUUUUGAGAUGUAUAAUAAACUACCAGCGGAUGUAAAAGAAGCAACAAAUAUAAACGAAUAUAAGAGAAAACUAUUGGAAUACAUAAAAAGAAGGCAGUAA
Diprion similis is the source of this 2754-nucleotide messenger RNA. RefSeq lists its product as uncharacterized. The transcript is spliced from 2 exons. Lineage: Eukaryota; Metazoa; Arthropoda; Insecta; Hymenoptera; Diprionidae. Bases 1 to 2754 code for a protein of 917 amino acids. Gene Ontology annotation, molecular function: catalytic activity. The record is from RefSeq and is a predicted model, not a curated record.